Molecule: messenger RNA, 2439 nt
Organism: Botrytis deweyae
Lineage: Eukaryota; Fungi; Ascomycota; Leotiomycetes; Helotiales; Sclerotiniaceae
Exons: 6
Coding region: 389-2281 (630 amino acids)
Source: RefSeq, a predicted model, not a curated record
AAUCUGGUAUCAAGCACAGUGAAAGGAGAUCCGCCAUUUCCGUCAUUACCGCAGUGACUUAUCAUUGCUUGGUUCACGGUGAUCGCUAGAAAUAUGUGUUGUAUAUCAAACACUAUACAUAACUUAGUUGUGGUCAUGGCUGCAAAUCUUGACGGCAGAUCCUCUUCAUCCGCUCGUAUAAAAAUUACCCAACGCAGCAUCACCUGCAGUAGUCUCAAACCCCGAGGCUAACUACAAGCCACCGAGAUUGAAGAAAAACUAUGUAGCCAAACUCAUAUAUCGGCUUCAUGUGAAAUUACUCUCUUCAGAUUUGCCCUUCUUCAUUCCUCUGCUUCGUCAUUACCUUCACAUAUCAAUAUCUUGUCAAUCAGUGCCCAGCUUCGAUGCCAUGGCGACGACAAAUGAAACGCCAAUCCAUGGGGCUUUGCAGCCCAAAAGACCCGUCAGAGUUGCCAAUUGUUCGGGUUACUUAUGUGAUCCCGCUUAUAGGAUGUACGAACAGAUUUCAUUAGGAAAUGUCGAUUUUGUUACCGGUGACUACCUUGCAGAGAUGAAUAUGGCGGAGAAUGCAGAGGCAUAUAGAGCUGGAAAUCAUCCAGGAUAUAUCUCAACUGCUUUGGAGGGAUUGUCUCAAUCUCUUGAAUUACUAGCCGAGAAAAACACCAAGGUUGUUAUUAACGGAGGAGCUUUGAAUCCCGAAGGCUUAGCAAGAAAAGUUGAUGAACUUGCCAAACAACGCGGCAUUGCUCUUAAGGUUGGCUGGGUCUCUGGAGAUGACCUGAUUUCACAGAUCGGACCGGAUAUGGCACCCUUACGUGGAAAGUUACCGAAACACUUUGAUUCAUGGAAUCAGGACCUACAAUUACCGGCCAAUACCUUCUCGUUUUUGGAAGGUAGAUCAAUUCCUAUUGUUUUAAGUAGUGCUUAUCUUGGAGCUCAUGCUAUUGUUAAGGGUUUGCGUGAAGGUGCCGAUAUUAUAAUUUGCGGGCGAGUUUCUGACGCAUCUCCUGUGAUUGCCGCUGCAUGGUAUUGGCACUCGUGGUCAGAAACUGAUUAUGACUCUCUUGCUGGAUCUUUGAUCGCCGGUCAUCUAAUAGAAUGUUCAGCCUAUGUAACUGGAGCCAAUUUUUCUGGCUUCACUGAAUAUGAUCAGGACAUUUUCGUUGAUCCAGGAUUCCCUAUUGCGGAAAUCGAAGCAGAUGGUUCUUGCACAAUCACUAAACAUGAAGCUACUGGUGGGAUGAUUACUUCUGAUACUGUUGUGGCCCAAUUUCUGUAUGAGAUUCAAGGUAAUCAUUACCUGAAUAGUGAUGUGACUGCCGUCCUUGAUAAUAUAUCUGUCUCUCAAUUAUCUGAGAACCGUGUCAAAGUUACCGGUGUUACUGGUCUUCCGCCACCUCCAACAACCAAAGCAGCAAUAUUUUAUCAUGCCGGAUAUCAAUGCCAGAUUCUGGUAAACGCAACAGGUUAUGGUACCAAACAGAAAUGGGCUCUAUUUGAAACGCAGAUGAGAAGAAAAUUAAAAAUUGCUGGAAUCGAUAAAUCUUUUGAACUCUUGGAAUUUCAAACCAUCGGUGUAUCCGAAAUGAAUCCUUCGACACAACUCAGCAGCACAACUUAUUGCCGUGUAUUCGCCGAAGCCGUCGAAGCUGCAACUCUUCAAGGCCUAGUCAAAGCCCUCACCGAAAUAUCUCUUCAACACUUCUCAGGUUUCCACGCAUCCCUCGAUAUGCGUACUGCGAUCCCCAAACCCUUCCUGGCAUAUUAUCCAGCGCUUUUCCCUCAAGAUGAACUUGAUGAACAAAUGCAUAUCAUCAAUUCCGACAAUAAAGUACAGACAUUCAAAUGCGGACACCCACCAAAAUAUCAACCAUUCACUUGUCGCGCUACAUACGACACUGUCUCUCCCCAAUCCCUCUCCACAUUUGGACCUACAAAAAGUGUUCAACUAGGCGAUAUAGCACUCGCUCGCUCCGGCGAUAAAGGCGCCAAUCUCAACUGCGGAAUAUUUAUCCCAUCAUCCUCAAACCCUAAAUUAUACAGCUGGCUUCAGAACUAUUUCAGUCGUUCGAAAAUGCAACAAUUAUUGGGCGAAGAAUGGAAAGAAGGAUAUGUAAUUGAAAGAGUUGAGUUUCCAGCAAUAAUGGCGGUACAUUUCGUGAUCUAUGGGUAUCUGGGGAGAGGUGUUAGUAGCAGUAGUCGAUUGGAUUGUCUUGGAAAGGGAUUUGCGGAUUACGUGAGGGAUAAGUGGGUUGAGGUUCCUGCAGAGCUUUUAGGAUAGGUUGGUUCUGCAAGGAGAGCCGACUGUACCUGGAGAUCAUAGCAAUAUGCAUUGAAACAUAUAUAAUAUAUCAAGAACCAGAUUAGGAAUAUCAAUGCUGACUAGUAUUAUAAUGGUUCUGAGAAAACAUAACACCCUGUCUUCUGACCAUGAUUAUU